CACGCUCGCAAUUCUCUUCAGGGUCGAGAGCGAGGAGGUGGACAAUAAAAAAAAAAAAACUAAAACAAAUAAUAAUAAUAAAUUGUCCCCAACUGACACGGGAACUUUUUAAAGUGCGCUUAUUUUGAUGUUGUUUUUGUAAAGUCGAACUCGUUGUUUUGUGGGAAAACAACAAGGAAGUUAAGCAAGCUCAAACAAACAAUGAGUGACACAACAACGGAGACAACAAUGGAGGUGAACGCGGAGGCCAGGCGGAUUUUGGCCGUGUCCAUAAGCAAGCUGUACGCGUCCCGGAGCCAGCGAGGCGGCUUAAGACUCCACCGGAGCCUCCUUCUCUCCCUGGUCAUGCGCUCCGCUCGGGACAUCUACCACUCGUCGGCGCCACCGCCCGAACCCAUGGAGACCGGCCCGGAAGAGCCGACCGAGCUCGACCUGGAGUCGGGGGCCCAGGUGGACCACAGCCCCGACGAGUUGAGCCCGACGGCGGGGGGAGGUGCGCAACAGGAGGCCGAGGAGGAAGAGGGGGAGCCCGCCGAGGACAAAGAGAACCAGAGCCCGACGCGGCGCUCCAGGAAGCGGCGGGGGAAGGAGUCGGCGGCGCCUCACUUCCUCCCCAGUAAGCGGGCGAGGCUGGAGCCCGGCGAGGAGCGGCACGCCGCGCCGUCGCCGCCGCCGCCGCCGGCCAGUUGCCGAAUGGGCCCCGCCGAGUCCCUCACCUCGCUAUCUCUGAACCGGGUCAUACCGGCCUGCUGAGAGGGCGAGACACGGAGGCUCCACUGGACUUGGAGCGCUGUUUUGCCCACACUUGCAAGCGGCCUGGAGGCCACAUCGACGGUCCCGGGACGGGCCCGAGUAGAGCGAGCUCGCCUGGCCAGCGUGGAGCAGCUUCGGUCCGGGUCGAACGAGCGACCCGGUGGGCUGGCUGGCUCUCCAGCUGAGUCGCGCGCGCGCGCGCGCACACACACAAGGCGGACCCGCCAGGACACCCAGGGACUCAUUACAGAGGAACCGAGGCGCUGACAUAACACU
Phyllopteryx taeniolatus (common seadragon) is the source of this 1029-nucleotide messenger RNA. It is a transcript of the gene ier2b, whose product is annotated as immediate early response 2b. Bases 202 to 753 code for a protein of 183 amino acids. The transcript has a single exon. The record is from RefSeq and is a predicted model, not a curated record. Lineage: Eukaryota; Metazoa; Chordata; Actinopteri; Syngnathiformes; Syngnathidae.